This is a messenger RNA of Phlebotomus argentipes, 783 nucleotides long. RefSeq names its product 5-formyltetrahydrofolate cyclo-ligase (gene Mthfs). Gene Ontology annotation, biological process: tetrahydrofolate interconversion; folic acid-containing compound biosynthetic process. Gene Ontology annotation, molecular function: 5-formyltetrahydrofolate cyclo-ligase activity. Lineage: Eukaryota; Metazoa; Arthropoda; Insecta; Diptera; Psychodidae. Gene Ontology annotation, cellular component: mitochondrion. The transcript has 5 exons. The record is from RefSeq and is a predicted model, not a curated record. The coding region runs from base 187 to 777 and encodes 196 amino acids.
CUGUCAAAAUGUGUGGUGAGAUAAUUGUGUUGUGAUUCUUGUUGAAAUUCCCUCAAAAUUGCAUUUCACACUGAGUGUUAAGUAAAUUCAGAGCUUCUUUGAAUUCCGUUUUGAAGUGCUGCGAAAAUAUUUUCACUUAAAAGUCUCAUUCCAGCCGCGCAGAGAGUCAAAUAGUCCCAAAAAACGAUGAUCCGAAAUCCCGCCAAAGCUGCUCUUCGUCUUCGCAUUAAGGCCAAAUUGGAGGCCAUGACGCCCGAAGGAAGAGACACACAAUCCAAAGCAAUCGCGGCAAAGGUUUUGGCGCUGCCAGAGUUCAAAGCGGCCAAGAGGAUCAGUGUUUAUCUCUCCACAGACGCCGAGGUCAACACUGUUGAGCUGCUGCGGGAGAUGUUCAACCAGAAGAAGGAGGUUUACGUGCCAACUUACCACAAGAGCACGAUGGAAAUGGUGAAACUGAAGGACUUUGCGGACUACGAGGCUCUGCCGCUGACUAGCUGGAAGAUUAAGCAGCCCAAGUGGUCGGACAAUCGCGAAUCUGCACUCGAGUCAGGUGGUCUGGAGCUGGUUCUGAUGCCCGGCGUCGCCUUCACGGAGUCUCACGGACGCUGUGGCCAUGGCAUGGGCUACUAUGACAAGUUCCUGGCGCGCCUCAUUGAGAAAUUCGGCCGGGAGAGCGUCAAACUCAUCGCCGUGGCGUUCAAGGAGCAAAUUGUCGCCGACGAUGAACUCCCAAUGGAUGCGACUGAUGUUCGCCUGGACGGCGUGAUUACAGCUUAAUCCCUU